This is a messenger RNA of Myotis daubentonii (Daubenton's bat), 6967 nucleotides long. RefSeq names its product ETS transcription factor ELK4 (gene ELK4). Lineage: Eukaryota; Metazoa; Chordata; Mammalia; Chiroptera; Vespertilionidae. Gene Ontology annotation, biological process: cell differentiation; regulation of transcription by RNA polymerase II. Gene Ontology annotation, molecular function: DNA-binding transcription factor activity, RNA polymerase II-specific; sequence-specific DNA binding. The record is from RefSeq and is a predicted model, not a curated record. Gene Ontology annotation, cellular component: nucleus.
CGCCGCCGCCUUCUCCGGCUCCGCCGCGGGGGUCGCCGUGGCUGCCGCGCCGUCCCCGAGGUCCCGGCGUGAGGAGGAGGCGGGCGGAGAGCAGCGUCCAGUUGGAGACGGAGACCCAGAGGGAGCCCCGCGCGCGGCCUCGCUCAUGGCUAUGGACAGUGCUAUCACCCUGUGGCAGUUCCUCCUCCAGCUCCUGCAGGAGCCGCAGAACAAGCACAUGAUCUGCUGGACCUCGGACAACGGGGAGUUCAAGCUUCUGCAGGCGGAAGAGGUGGCCCGGCUCUGGGGGAUUCGCAAGAACAAGCCUAACAUGAACUACGACAAGCUCAGCCGGGCCCUCAGAUACUAUUAUGUAAAGAACAUCAUAAAAAAAGUGAACGGUCAGAAGUUUGUGUACAAGUUCGUCUCUUACCCGGAGAUUCUGAGCAUGGAUCCGAUGAAGGUGGGCAGGGUUGAGGGAGACUGUGAGGCCCUGAGCGGCGGUGAGGGCGGCGGCGGCUCCCGGGACGUGGAGAGCGGAGGGAAGGAGCGGCCCCCGCAGCCCGGUGCCAAGGCCUCGAGCCGCAACGACUACAUACACUCCGGCUUGUACUCUUCGUUCACCCUCAACUCCCUGAACUCCUCCAAGGGGAAGCUCCCCAAGUCCAUAAAGAUUGAGAAUCCGGCGGAGAGACUGGCAGAGAAGAAACCGCAGGAGCCGGCACCAUCCGUCAUUAAGUUUGUAACCACGCCUUCCAGAAAGCCUCCGGUGGAACCCGGGGCUGCCGCCGUUCCAACCGGCGCCAGUAUUUCCCCGUCUUCGGAAGACACUCUCCAAGCGCUGGGGACGCUGGCUUCCCCCAAGCUGCCUUCCCUGGAAGCCCCGGCCUCGGCCUGCAGUGUCGCCGCCGCGUUUCCCAGCACCCCGGUCCCGUCCCCUUCCUUCCAGGAGCCUCCCAGGACACCCUCCCCGCCGCUCAGCCCCAACCCGGACAUCGACACGGACAUCGACUCCGUGGGGCUGCCAGAGAGCUUGGCGCUGGAGCCCAAGGACCAGGACUCGGCCUUGCCGGGGAAGGACAAAGCCAGCGGCUCGUCCAGAUCCAAGAAGCCCAAGGGGUUGGAGCUGGCCCCCAUCCUCCUCAUCACGGGCAGCGACCCCAGCCCCCUGGGGAUCCUGAGCCCCUCGCUCCCCACAGCGUCUCUCACGCCAGCACUGUUCUCACAGACGCCCAUCCUACUGACCCCCAGCCCCCUGCUCUCCAGCAUCCACUUCUGGAGCACCCUGAGCCCCGUCGCUCCCCUCAGCCCGGCCAGACUGCAAGGUGCUAACACGCUUUUCCAGUUUCCUUCUGUUCUGAACAGUCAUGGGCCGUUCACUCUGUCUGGCCUGGAUGGACCUUCCACCCCCGGCCCCUUUUCCCCAGAUCUGCAGAAGACAUAACUGAUGCACUUGCAGAAAGAGAACCAAGGAACAGAGGGACACUCCGCAUGACCGCCUUUGAAGUGAGUGACGGAUGGUUCCACGUGCUGGUAACAGACUGUCGUGACUUUUGCUGUUCCCAUCGAAAUGCCUUGUUAGGAUUCCCUUCCAGGAAGACUCACGUUGGACUGUGCUUGAAAAUGCCUUAAUUGGAGUCUGAACUCCACCUCCCUCUUUUUCUUUCUCUUAUAUUUCUAACAAAUACUUGAGCUUUGUGUUAAGGAAAUUUUUGGUGGGGUUUAGCAGCUAGCUGUGUUUUGCAAGAGCAGCUAAGAACAAAGUUAUUCCUUCUGCCUUAUUGGGAUCCUUUGGUCAGAAAAAAAAAACUACGCUUUGAGCAUAUUAUUUAAAGAAAUACGAGUUAAGUGAAAUAGGCCAUAUCUCUAAGACUAAGUGUGCUUUGUUGGAUAACGAGAAGUGAGCUGUGCACAAGCAGGAGAGGAAUAAGAGUGAUUUCUGUUCGCUCGGAGGAAGACUGGAGCAGUGCUCUGGGGGUGGUUCUAUCUAUGUUGCUGUGCAGUCUAACCUAUGAAAAGCAGCUCUGCAAAGACGCAUCCUACUUACAUUUGUUUAGGAGGGUCUCUCAGCCAUACAUAUGUGUGAUCUUGUCCUGCCUACCGAGCAUGGAGCUAGUCCAUUUUAACGGAGGGAGAUUUUUAAACCUGGGGUGAGAAUAGGGGACCCCAUCUCUCGCACAGAAAAGCGGGCUGCUCGCUGGGUGUUACAGUUCCACAUCCGCGGGUGACAGCGUGGUGAAUGACCGCUUCUAGGAGAAUAAGCCCGGGCUUUGAAAUUGAGAGGCAUCCCUGAGUAAAAGAUCCAGUUGAAGAACUUGAGACAACGAGUGGCUUUUCCCAGUUAGAGGAUGCAUCCCGGCAUGAGGGACCCUUUCUCUUUCCUGUUCAUUGUACCUCAUUUUCCACUGUGUGUUGCUCUACUUUCAAAUGUAAGGUUGGGAGAGGCCGUGAUAGUUUUGAGGAUGCAAUUAGGAAGAUGAAAAGCCUCCAGAUCUGUAGGGAGGUAAAGGUGUGCUGAUGUCUUUGAAUGUUUCUUUUUAAGUUAGGGAGGAGCAGAAUUCCUUUGGGAAUUCUCCUGCAUAGGAAUUAGAUGGUUCCUAUUAGUAGUGGAAAUGUGGGCCCUACAGUACCCACCAGUCUCUGCAGUACCAAAUUUAUAAAAUACUACUUUAUGGUAAUCAAUACCAGCUUUGUUGAUCCCCCAAACUGAAUCGAUACCAACGUCUCAGUGGAAUCUUUUGAAAAUCUUGGCUUUAAAGUCCAGGAUUAGAUGGUAUAGGCGGCCACCCCCUCCGUCCCCCCCCCACCCACCCACUCUGUCCAUUAAACUAUUCUUUUAACCCUAGAAACAGUUCCUAUAGUUCAAUCGCAGGAACUAAAUGGAAUGAGGGAAUAAGGAAUUGAGGGCUCAAAGGGACCCUGAUCCAAAGCAGCACCUUCCAGGUGUGCAGUCUGUAAGUGCGUUUCCACCCAGGGAGGAGCAGCGCUCGUGUAAGACGGCUGAGCUAGUGCAGUGGUAGCGGAGGGAGUGUUCAGGGAGCUGCCUUUGCAAUCGGAGCGUUGGAGACCCGUGCCGGCUUCCUCGGUGGUCUCAGCCGAAAGGCCUGUUCCUGAGACGUGCAAUAGCAGCGUGGAGAGGUCGUGCUGUUCAGUAGCGAUGCAGACAGACUUCCCGGACUCCCCCCCAUGUUGAAUGGUUUAGUCCGCAUGCCUGGUUGAAAGUGGCCCUCUCAGCAGCACUUUGGAAUAGUUUCAUUAGGUUGCUUAAGAUUUUGUACACUAAAUAAGUAAAUAUUGAUGGGUUGACUGAAUUAGAUAUUUAAAAUUGUGAAAGCACAAAAAAUACCUUUUGGAAUUAAAGGAGAAAAGCCAUUGGUUUGUUUUCCCAGAUGCUCUCAUUCAUAAUUAACUGUUUCGGCACAGGGGUGCCUGGGAAGCGAGGAUUGGAACUGAGUCAGAGCAACUUCCUAGGAACGAGUGUUGGUGGAGCCUCGGUCCGUACACCUGCCCCGAGGCCUCUGGCCGGUGUGGGCCUCUGGGAGGCUGAUGGUGACCCGCUUCCUCUCUGAGAUCAGUUAAUCUGGGGAAGCUUUUGUGUGUGUGUGUCCUUUUUUAAAUGAAAGUUUACAGCCUUAGCUCAAGUGUCUGAGACGGACCGUUCUGUUUGUAAACUACCUCCUCCCUGGAGAAGUCUCAGAUCCAUAUUUUUUUGGACAUCCACGGAGUCCUUAGCAUCCACGGGUGACAUACCACUUCGGACCAGUACGCUGGAGAGACUUCCGUUUGGUAGCCGUCGCUGGAUCCAUCGCCAGCCACUCAGCCAGGGUGAAUGUUGGUGGGCGAAGGCAGCCUAAGUUGGGACCGGGGAGCAGGUUGCAGGAGUCUUUGAGACAUCUGCUGCGAUUACCUUAGCUCUCCGUCUGCUCUGGUCCAUAUCUACUCAGUUGUUUGCUGGAAACUGUUUAACUGCCAGGCUCUCUGGAGGGGAAAAGAAGCCCUGACGUGUAGCAUUUGCUGAUUGCCAUGUGAGACUUCCUCCCCACAGGGCUGAUUUUAGCUACCACCUUGGAGCUGAGAGGGGACGCGCAGAGCCGCACCCUCAGCCUGCAGCCCGCUGCCUUCAUUCCGCCCUGGGGUGGUGGAUUUUCACAUAGUUUCUAAAACAUUCUUUUUUUCAUAUGCUGAUUUUUAAAAAUACAAAAUUAAAACCACAUGUCUGACUUCAGUAAUCUUUUUUAUGGUUUGUCACUGCUUUUGUGAUGUUAGAUUCCUCAUGGAAUAUUUUGUGUGUUCAAACAAAGGUGGAAACUGCCAUUGAUUUUUUAAAAAAAUUUAUACAUAAUGAGAAUCCAGAAACCCUCUAAAGGUCAACCUUCAGCUUCUUAGAGUUAAAAUAUAGGCUGAAUUUUUCUUCUUAUUUUUAUGGUUAAAAAAUAAGUUUAAUUCUUUUUCUUUAAAUUUUGAUGGGAAAAGUAAGCUCAUGAGCCUAUACUACAUAGUAAAAGGGUCUGAAUAUAUAUACACACACACACACACACACACACAUAUUUUAAUUGAUUUCUGAGAGGGAGGGAGAGGGAGAGAGAGAUAGAAACAUCAGUGAUGAGAGAGAAUGAUUGAUCGGCUGCCUCCUGCACGCCUCCCACUGGGGAUCGAGCCUGCAACCCAGGCAUGUGCCCUUGACUGGAAUUGAACCCUGGACCCUUCACUCUGCAGGCCGAAACUCUAUCCACCGAGCCAAACCAGCUAGGGCUGGAUUUUUUUUUUAACUGGAAGAAUUUCUUAAAGAUUUAUGUACUAUGUUAGAGAUUUUAAAAAAAGGCAGAACUAUUUAUCUGAUACAGUUUCUAGCUUCUCCAUAUUAUGUGUCACUUAAGCUGUCUGUUGCUAGGAUUACUUCAGCUCCCUUCACAUCUGUCAGUGUGUCAUGUCAUCUAGUGACGUUGUUCCAUCCUGACCUCAGAAUUUGUGUUAUGUUUCUAAAGUUCUAAAAGGCAGUUCUCUGUGUUUGUAGUGAAUUUUAAGCACCUUAGAGACACUCAUUGGCAUUUCAGCAAAGCCGUCUCCAACUUUUUUGACCAGACACCUUGAUCAGGAAAAGUUUUUGAACACAAAUUCCCUCUUGCAGAUUCGUACCUGUUAAGUUAUAUACCGCUAUACUGAAGUAAUAUGUACAUAAGACAUACACAAAAAUAGAAAUAGGGUGGCAUAAAAAGAAAGUCUUGAGGCCCUGGCUGGGUGGCUCAGUUGGUUGGAACUUCGUUCCGCACACCAAAAGAUGGCAGGUUCCAUUCCCUGUCAGGGCCCAUACUUAGGUUGUGGGUUCGAUCUCUGGUUGGGCUGAGUACAGAGGCAACCAAUUGAUGUUUCUCUCACAUCGAUGUUUCUCUUUCUCUCCCCCUUCCUCUCUCUAAAGGAAAAAAAAGUAAGUCUUGAGUAGAAGUUCUGUUUCUUGCUGCACCGGUGGCUUGUCUGGCCACACGCACUCUAAAGACCACUGACUCAGGAUAUUGCUUCUCAGUGUAAUCUUGAAAAAACCAACCAACCAUGGAUGCUUUUGUUGGAUGUAUAGAGAAAUCCUUUACAUGUCUGAUCUGAUUUUCAUGUAAAAUCUCUCGUGGAGAUUUGGAAUUUUUCAGGAGAGCUUGUCAUCAACUUUCUGAAAUUUCAUAUUCAUCCUUUUUCGUAAGUCACCAAGUAACCCAUUACCAAAUGGUUCCCAGAGCUUCAUGAGAAUUGUUUUGGGCAGGCUGUUGCCUCUUUUUCCUUCAUAGUAGGUGUAACUCUGUAAUGUGCUUUUAUUUUACUAUUCUGCUCACAAACUUCUCUGGCCUUAUUAGUAUUAUAUUUUACCAAUAAAUUCAGAAUUAAGUUGCUUUAUGUUAAAAUACAUAGUAACCUCCAUUUUACUGCUGCAUUAGUAUGUUUUUCUUUUCUUUUUCUUUGUAACAUUUCAGCAUCUGAAGAAAUACUUUUCUUGAUGGGUCUGUUCUGUGUGUCACUUCAUUUAUUUUACUUAUCCAUGCCAGAAAGCUAGGCCUGUGCUGAGGCACCGUUCUUAGGUGUGUAAACAGGUGUGGAGACAAAGCAGGUACUCUGACCAGAAAAUGGGUUCUAUGGAAAGUAUUUGGUUAGUUACCUUCUCGAUUUGGAGCAAAUAAAUGCUUUGUUACUGUUUUUAAUGCUGCAGGCAUAGCCUGCAACAAGGUGCUCUGUUAUUCCUCUUAGGUCAGAAUUCUGCUUUCCGAAGUCAAUGUUUUAAUCUUAGGAUCUGGAAAUCUUGUGGGUGGUAGUGUAUUAAGCAAGAAAAGAAGGCGGUUUGAUUUCAUUUCUCAUACUUGGCGGAACCUGUGAUAUAUAAAAAUCAAGUUUUGACCUGUCAGCAGAGCAGAUCUGAAAGGUGAGUUGUUUAUGUAGUAUAAAUAUUCCACUUGAAGCUGCCAGGUUCUUCAAGCUAUUUUUCGGGGGGGGGGGGGGGGGGGCGGAAAUCGAUUGCCAUAGAUUGGCAGCCUGUCAGAAUAGAGCAGUUUCUCGGUGCAGCCGUUCAUGCUUCGCCAUUAUGAAAGCUGGAAUCCAGAGUGGUCUGUGGACAGGGAAAUGUUGGCUUUAAGCUUUCUUUAGAAACCAGAAAACUCAAGUUGUCGUUAACAUCAUUUAAAAUGAAACCUUUAACAAGAAAAUUCAUGAGGGAUACAAUCAAACAUAGUAAAUCGCUUGAACGUUAGUCUUUUGAGUAUAAUAUAGAUCAGGAAGUUUUAUGAGGUUUAAAAUUUUAUUUUUAAAUAUUUAAUUAAGAUACUAGAGUAUUUCUUCCCAAGCAUUCUGAUUUAUUGGCUGAGUGUGUGUAUGUGUGUGUGUGUGUGUGUGUGUGUGUGUGUGUGAGUGAGUGUGAGAUAUAUUGACUGUGUGUGUGAGAAUCUGUUUUUCAGAGGAACCAUUUAUUAUUCAUCCUCUAGGAUGGCUCCUGGGCUAUUUUAUACUAAAAAUU